Messenger RNA from Cyprinodon variegatus (sheepshead minnow), 1512 nucleotides. RefSeq names its product protein NDRG3-like. The transcript is spliced from 12 exons. Bases 75 to 935 code for a protein of 286 amino acids. The record is from RefSeq and is a predicted model, not a curated record. Lineage: Eukaryota; Metazoa; Chordata; Actinopteri; Cyprinodontiformes; Cyprinodontidae. Gene Ontology annotation, biological process: signal transduction. Gene Ontology annotation, cellular component: cytoplasm.
UUCUGUGACGUUUCUGUGACGUUUGUCUGUGUGCAGAUAAGUCCUGCUUCAACAGCCUGUUUAACUACGAGGACAUGCAGGAGGUGACGCAGAACUUCUCUGUCCUCCACGUGGACGCCCCCGGGCAGCAGGAGAACGCCCCCACCUUCCCCCCAGGGUACCAGUACCCCAGUCUGGAGCAGCUGGCGGAGAUGCUGCCGCCGGUCCUCGUCCAGCUGCAGGUGAAGAGCGUGAUCGGCAUCGGAGUCGGAGCCGGAGCCCACAUCCUCACCAGGCUGGCUCUGAACGAGCCCAGCCUGGUGGAAGGCCUGGUUCUGAUAGACAUCGACCCGUGUGCCAAAGGCUGGGUGGACUGGGCCGCCUCUAAGCUGAGCGGCUGGACCAGCAGCCUGGUGGACGUCAUCAUGGGACACCACUUCAGCUCCGACCAGCUGGCCGAGAACCAGGAGAUCGUCCAGACCUACAGACUCCACAUGUCGCAGGACGUUCCUCAGGAGAACCUGGCCAUGUUCUACAGCAGCUAUGAAAGCCGAUCGGAGCUGCAGAUGGAGCGGCCCGUCCCCGGACUGGACCAGAACACCUCCAGCACUCUCAGGUGUCCCACUCUGCUGGUGGUUGGGGACACGUCUCCAGCGGUGGACGCUGUGGUGGAGUGUAACUCCAGGCUGAAUCCCACCAGGACCACACUGCUGAAGAUGGCGGACUGCGGCGGACUUCCACAGGUGGUCCAGCCUGGAAAGUUGGCGGAGGCCUUCAAGUACUUCGUCCAGGGGAUGGGCUACAUGCCCACAGCCGGGAUGACCCGUCUGGUUCGCUCCAGAACCCACUCGGCCUCCAGUGCGGGUUCCUCGGAGGGGCCCCGGGGCCGCAGCAGCGUCCUGGAGGGCGCCGACCCCCAGAACCCAGCGGUCCAAACCAUAGAGAUGACGGCGUAGAACCAGAGCCGGUCCAGGUUCUCCAACAGCCUCGGUUCUUCCUGCAGGAUCUCAGAGUGGAGUAGAGCGGACCUGUGUGGUUCUGUUAGUUCCCCUCUGUGGGGCCCGGCCGUUACCACGGUAACGCUUUCUAUCUUCAUGAGUUCAGGUGUUGUUCUGUGGUUCCGUUUCUCUUGGGUUAGAUGUUCUUUUCCUUUGGACUCUAUCUUUCUGUGGGAUGUUUAUAGAAAUCUUCGGUUCUGACUCUCAGACUUUUGGGUCAAACUGUUUCUGUUUGGACGGAAACCUUCAAUUAGACGCCAGAACACCUCGUUACAGCAGAACCCCCCGACAGUCACGGCCCAAUCGGACCCUAGUUUCCCCGUUUUAUAUCAGUCCGCAUGCUGAAUGGUGGCAGUGAAGUGGUUCUGGAUCUGAUGGAUCCCCUCUGUGAUGUUAAAUGGACCCAAACAGAAGCCGCUCCACAUCCCGGGGUCCGAUUCAUGAAGCAGGUUUAACAGAUUCACAUCUUCAACUCUAAAUUAGUCUAGCCUAAAGUCGGGAACUCUGAGUGUUCGGUUUUAUAAACAGUUAGCCA